AUGGAUAUAGACGAGAAAGUGUCCGGCCCGGGCGGGGCCUCCCAGAAGAACUGGUCGCAUCUGCUACACGUGAACAACACUUACGAUGAACUCCCGCUGGAGAUGCGCUUCAACUAUAGCCACAUGGUCUCCAUGACGGUAUACAGUGUGCUGAUGGUGAUAUCAGCGACAGGCAACUUGACGGUUCUUUAUCAACUGGUCCGGAGAAGACGAGCGAAACGCGCCAGCAGAUUGGACAUAUUGCUCAUGCAUUUGGCUGUCGCUGAUCUCAUGGUCACAUUCCUGAUGAUGCCGCUGGAGAUUGCGUGGGCCGGAACGGUGCAGUGGUUCGCAGGAGACCUGAUGUGCCGCGUCAUGAUGUUCACGAGAACCUUCGGACUUUACCUGUCCAGCUUCGUUCUAAUAUGUAUUGCCGUUGAUAGAUACUACGCAAUUUUGAAGCCUCUGAACGUGACUUGGGAAGCGACGGUCCGCCGCGCCAUCAUCGUGGCGUGGGUGUGUGCCGGCCUCGCGAGUCUCCCGCAGAGUUUCAUCUUCCACGUUGAAGAGCAUCCCGAAGUUAAAGGUUACAACCAAUGCGUGUCUUACGGCUCCCUGCCAACGGAGAAGCAUGAAUUCGCUUACUUCCUAGUUAACAUGAUCCUUAUGUACGUGAUCCCACUGGUCUCGACGCUUUAUUGCUCCUGCGCAGCGCUAUUCGAGAUCAUCAGGAGAGCUAAUACUGCUAACGAUAAGAUGCGUCGAAGCGGCAUCGGUCUUCUGGGAAGGGCUCGCGCUCGCACCCUCAAAAUGACGGUCACCAUAGUCCUGGUCUUCUUCACGUGCUGGUCGCCGUACUACUGCUACUGUCUGUGGUAUUGGAUUGACAAGGAAUCUAUAAAGAACUUGGAUCCGGCAUUGCAGAAGGCGAUGUGGCUAUUCUCAUGUACCAAUUCUUGCGCGAACCCCAUCGUUUACGGAGUAUUUAAUAGGAACAGGUGGAAUUGGCGAGCUGGAAAGAACGGGCGAUGCCGCAGCGGCAGCGGGAGGAAAGGUUCGCGUCUCCCGCACGGCGAGUCUACGGAAAUAUCUGCGGCCACCCUCUCGCGAGCGAGGCACUCGAACGGAAGCGAUCACAACGGCCGUCGAGAUUCAUCUUAUGCAAACCAAAACGGACCUCAAAAGCACUGGAACACGAUCAACAAUAACCACGUAACGAACGGUAUGGUUUAAUAAUAGAAUAAAAACUCGUAGUGAAACCGAUUUUAAUGUAUGGUAUGCCUAAUAAAUAUUAUAAGUCGCAAGCUAUUUAUAUGUAGCUAA
Messenger RNA from Bombyx mandarina (wild silkworm), 1302 nucleotides. It is a transcript of the gene AkhR, whose product is annotated as Adipokinetic hormone receptor. NCBI's taxonomy places the organism in Eukaryota, Metazoa, Arthropoda, Insecta, Lepidoptera, Bombycidae. Gene Ontology annotation, cellular component: plasma membrane. Gene Ontology annotation, molecular function: peptide binding; G protein-coupled receptor activity; adipokinetic hormone receptor activity. Gene Ontology annotation, biological process: cellular response to hormone stimulus; G protein-coupled receptor signaling pathway. The record is from RefSeq and is a predicted model, not a curated record.